GCGCAUAAUGCUUGCGAGCCUUACUUCAACUAAACUCCUUUAUGUUCGAUGUCUGCCGUAUUUAAUGUCGCCCAUCGUACUCUACGUUUUUAAGUGAAUAUUUCUUAUAAACAAGGAUAAAUAUUGAACAGGCUUAAGCAAAAUGAAGUUCAACAUUGCUUAUCCCCCAACGGGAUGCCAAAAAGUUUUUGAAAUUAUGGAUGACCAUAAAAUCCGUACCUUUUUCGAUAAGCGUAUGGGAUCUGAAGUCGCAGCUGAUCAGUUGGGAGAUGACUGGAAGGGUUAUGUCUUCAAAAUUACUGGAGGAAACGACAAGCAAGGUUUUCCCAUGAAGCAAGGUGUGCUCACCAAUGGCAGAGUACGUUUGUUGCUGUCAAAGGGUCACUCUUGCUAUCGCCCAAGACGUGAUGGUGAACGUAGGAGGAAAUCUGUAAGAGGUUGCAUUGUAGAUGCUAAUUUGAGUGUAUUGUCCUUGGUUAUUGUUCGCAAAGGCGAGAAAGAAAUCCCUGGAUUGACCGAUACUACUGUUCCUCGUCGUUUGGGACCUAAAAGGGCUAACAAAAUCCGUAAGUUGUUCAACUUAUCUAAACAAGAUGAUGUACGCCAAUACGUCGUGAAACGCCCUCUUCCCGAGAAGGAAGGUAAGAAACUUCGCUUCAGGGCACCCAAGAUUCAGCGCCUCAUUACUCCCACCGUCUUACAACGUAAGAGACAUCGUCUUGCUCUCAAAAAGAAGCGUUGUUUGGAUCGUAAAGAAGCAGUAAACAACUACAAAAAACUGCUUGCUCAAAGACAGAAAGAAUAUAAAAAGGCAAAGGAGAUCAAACGUAAGAGAUCAGCAAGUCUGCGAGAAAGUAGGAGCAGUGUAAACAGUUCUUAAUUUAGCUAAAAAUUUAUAUUUUUCAAUUAUGAAUAAUAAAAAUCAUUCUUGAA
Molecule: messenger RNA, 933 nt
Organism: Harmonia axyridis
Lineage: Eukaryota; Metazoa; Arthropoda; Insecta; Coleoptera; Coccinellidae
Gene: RpS6
Product: 40S ribosomal protein S6
Exons: 2
Coding region: 143-880 (245 amino acids)
Biological process (GO): translation
Cellular component (GO): ribosome
Molecular function (GO): structural constituent of ribosome
Source: RefSeq, a predicted model, not a curated record